AUGAAAAACAGGAUACAAAGAAUCUGCCAUCCAGAUAUGGUAGAUGCGAACAUAAAGAAAUUACAUGAGAUCUUUUGGCAAAAUUCCUAUCCAAAACAAAUGCUCGACAAACUAAUGUAUGAAACUGACAGAGUCUCCAUAACAGAAUCUCGACGAAAACCUGAACAAAUUGAAAAUAUAGUUCAAGAUGAUCCUGUAAUAAAAUACGGCAGCCUUCCCAACAUAGGAAAUCUAACCAGCAAAAUUAAGAAUUGUUUUAAAGAUGAAAAAGUAAAAAUAAGUACAUACAACACGAAAACUAUCAAGAUGUUAUACAGUAAAUUGAAAGAUACAACACCAAACCCACUGAAAUCUAAUGUAGUGUAUAAAAUUAAAUGUUCCGAAUGUGAUGGCACCUAUGUGGGACAGACAUCUCAAUGGUUAAAGAGUCGAUUAACGUUACAUAAGAUUCCAAUCGGUGCGAAAACUGCGAAGAAAUCCGAGAAAAAGACUGCGACCGCGAAACAGGCCAAACCCAACCAUCCUCCGACUUCAGAGAUGGUUAAUAACGCCAUCAAAGAUUUGAAAGAAAGAAGUGGAUCGUCAUUGCAGGCCAUCAAGAAAUUUAUAGCUUCCAACUAUAAAGUAGAUUCGGAAAAAUUGGCUCCUUUCAUUAAGAAAUACCUCAAAUCAGCUGUGCAAUCUGGAUCUUUAGUUCAGACAAAAGGAAAAGGCGCAUCUGGUUCGUUCAAAUUGGCAGCUGGUGGUUCGACAUCGGGAUCCCAGAAGAAAGUGAUUAAAAAAGCCACCUUCAAGUCCAAAGAUGAUCUUAAAAAAUCCACUUCGGCAUCAGCUGUGGUGACCGACAAGAAGAAAAAGAAGUCUACUGUUGCCAAAAAACAAGCCGCUGUAACGAAAACGAAGAAAGCAGUUGCAACAACCGAGAAGAAGAGCCCCAAAGCCGCCAAGUCCCCUUCUAAAGCUAAGAAG
Messenger RNA from Harmonia axyridis, 969 nucleotides. Its product is annotated as histone H1B-like. The record is from RefSeq and is a predicted model, not a curated record. The annotation marks the transcript as partial. Gene Ontology annotation, molecular function: structural constituent of chromatin; nucleosomal DNA binding; double-stranded DNA binding. The transcript has 2 exons. NCBI's taxonomy places the organism in Eukaryota, Metazoa, Arthropoda, Insecta, Coleoptera, Coccinellidae. Gene Ontology annotation, biological process: chromosome condensation; negative regulation of DNA recombination; nucleosome assembly. Gene Ontology annotation, cellular component: nucleosome; nucleus.